Molecule: messenger RNA, 3517 nt
Organism: Amphiprion ocellaris (clown anemonefish)
Lineage: Eukaryota; Metazoa; Chordata; Actinopteri; Pomacentridae
Gene: diras1a
Product: DIRAS family, GTP-binding RAS-like 1a
Exons: 4
Coding region: 274-873 (199 amino acids)
Biological process (GO): signal transduction
Cellular component (GO): plasma membrane
Molecular function (GO): GDP binding; GTP binding; GTPase activity
Source: RefSeq, a predicted model, not a curated record
AGGAGGAGGAAGAGGAGGGCUGAUGUGAGCUGAUCAGCGGCAGGUCUGAUGAUGAUGAUGGUGAUGAUGGUGAUGGUGAUGAUGAUGAUGAUGAUGAUGAUGAUGAUGGUGGUGGUGAUGAUGGUGUGAGUCAGACUUCGGAGGGUUCAGGAUGCUCACAGCCGCUCCGAAGUAGACAAACCCCGCAGACAAACACACGCAGACCGAGAGGAUCCGCGGAGACACGCCUACAGGUCAUUGAUCCACAGCAGCAGGUGGACUCCAGCUCCUAGAAUGCCUGAGCAAAGUAACGACUACCGGGUGGUGGUGUUCGGAGCCGGCGGCGUGGGGAAGAGCUCGCUGGUGCUUCGGUUUGUGAAAGGCACCUUCAGAGACACCUACAUCCCCACUGUGGAGGACACCUACAGACAGGUGAUUAGCUGUGAUAAAAGCGUCUGCACGCUGCAGAUCACCGACACAACAGGAAGCCACCAGUUUCCAGCCAUGCAGCGCCUCUCCAUCUCCAAAGGUCACGCCUUCAUCCUGGUCUACUCCAUCACCAGCCGCCAGUCGCUGGAAGAGCUCAAACCCAUCUACCAACAGGUUCUGGCCAUCAAAGGCACCGUGGAGUCCAUUCCCAUCAUGCUCGUUGGCAACAAGAGCGACGAAAUGGCCCAGCGUGAGGUGGAGACGAAGGAGGGUGAGGCUCAGGCCACCUCCUGGAAGUGUGCCUUCAUGGAGACGUCGGCCAAGACGAACUCCAACGUGAAGGAGCUGUUCCAGGAGCUGCUGUCCCUGGAGAAGAAGAGGGACAUGAGUCUGAGCAUCGACGGGAAGCGUUCAGGAAAAAAUAAAAGAGCCGACAAGCUGAAGGGGAAGUGCAGCAUCAUGUAGAGCGAUGGCGGCUGCACAGGACUCGCCGUAGAGGAGACACCAGAGGAAGCAGCACUUCUCCUCCUUCUUUGGUGACUGUAAUCCAUCUGCGUGAACGCUGGAGCCCAGACGAACAAAAGAACAACUGGAAUAUUUAUAGCAGGGCCUCAGGAGGCUCCUGGCCUGAAAUGGAAUGUGUUUGUAAUGCGAAAAUGUUCAUAAAAAACAUUUUACACACUCAGCUAACCGCUGCCACCAUUCACACUCACUCUGACAUUUUAAUAAAGGAAUACUUCACUGAUUUUAUUGUGAAUUAUGGACCAAAAAUCAGUCAAAUUACAGUCCAGCUCUGGUUUUGCCGCUUGUUCAUUAAUUCAUUAAAAUCCUGCAGAUAAAAAGCAGUGAAGUAUUUCUUUAUCUGCUGAGACUAACGGCAUCAUGAUUCCUCAGUUGUUGUGGCUGAUAGACGGGAUGUUCUCAGCACUGUCAUUAGACCAACGCCUACAUAUGUACUAACUGCAUUUAACCUCCACUUGAACAUGCUCUGAAGACCUGAUGAACUGCAGUGGAAACAGCAGACUCUCACGUUUACAUAGCAGGAAACUUUAACAAGCAAAGUUUUCAUGGAUACUGGAUAAAUGAUCUGUUUGCAUCAACAGACAGCUCCGAGGAAGCAUGCAUCUGUGAGAAAUGUACAUAUGGUUUAAAGGAACAGUCCAGUAUGUUGGAAUAUGCUGUCAGCUGUAGAUAGUUUCAUCUGUGUGUCCACUGCAAAGGUAGAUCCAGUCUAGCUUGGCACAAAGACCGGAAACACCAGUGAACUCUCAGCCUAGCUCCCAGCUUUGGCUGUAAUAAAUCAGGAAUUUUUGAGGGUACUUUUAUUAAUUACUUUCUAAUUUAUCUUAUUUGUUGCUUAUAAGUUGCUAUAUCUCUCGCAGUUGCAAUUUAACAACUUGUUAACAUGAAUCCACACAUUAGGACGCACAGAGAAUUAAGUUCUUAAUCUUGCUCUUAUUGCUAAAAAAUCAUUGAUUGUUAGGUCAGUGCUUCAGCAUGAUUGGAAUGAGUCUUUCAUUGCUUUCGAUGGAACAAAGCAACAAAACUGGUUAGCAGAGGUGAUAAAUUCUCCUCUAAUGUGUUCUUGGUCAAGUGGAGACACCUUGACGUUUAAAAAAGCUCCAAUCAAAGGAAAUUCCAAAUUUAACUACAAAGGACAUUUAUGAACAACAGUGAAAAACACACUGACUAGAAGAGGACGAAUCUAAAUUAGGCAAGAAAAUAUUGUAUAAAGGUGGGUGGGUGGGGGAAUCAAUUGGUUGCUUGAUUUGUAAAAUGUCAGAAAAUGGUGAAAAAAGACAAUUAGUGUUUCCUAAAGCCCAAGAUGACAUCCACAAAAUGAAACAUCACAAUUUUAGUCUAGUCUCACACUUGGUUAAUUUCCCCACAAAUCUCUGUAUUUUACACUUUCUGGCAGAUAAAUCAAACCAAAGCAGGUUAUUGAGCUUACUGGGUCCCCUGACAUGUUAGUUCCCGUGUGUCAGGUGUGUAUUAACAUCGUGAUGUUAACCCUCCUGUUGUCCUCAUUUAUGGGCACCAAAAAAUAUUGUUCCUUGUCUGAAAAAAUCCAAAAAUUCAGCAAAAAAAUUCCCUAAAUUUCUGAAAAGUUGCAAAACCUUCAGGAAGAAAAUUCCAAUAAUUCCUUAAAAAUUUCCCUCAAAAGUUUUAUUUUGAAAAAAAAAUCCCCCGAAUUUGGCAAGAAAAUUCUUGUAAAUAUUUUCAACAAAUGAGUAAAAAUCUUAAAAAAAAUCCUAAAAAUAUCUAAAGUGAUUACAUAUAUAUCAGUAAAACUUGUAAUAUUUUCUUUAAGAACAUUUUUAACAUUUCUUUUUUUCCACCAAAAAAUGUUCAAAGAUUUCCCAAAAAUGUUGAAGAUGUGGACAUCAGAAGUUUCACUGUGAAAAUAUAUAUUUUUCCCACAUUUUCAAACUUUAAAACGGGUCAAUUUUGACCCGCAGGACGACAGGAGGGUUAAAGUCUCCACUCCUGAACGAUCCCACAGAAAGAAAUUCUGUGUGAAUGGAGCUAAUAAAUUUCUAUUCUCAGAUGAAACUCUGCAUGCAAUAAGCAAUGACAGCUGUUUGUGUGUUUACAUUUUGUUAGACUUCCAAAUUUUCCUGACACAAUAGAAACAUCACUGAGAAAUACAGCCGAUGGAAAAGCACUAAAACCUUCCUUGUUUUGUGCUAAGCCGAGCUACAGACUUUGUGGACUUUUCUCUGCACUGAUAUUCAUCUUGUCAUCACAACAAGCUGACUUCUACAUGUUGGACUGUUCCUUUAACUAACAGGAAGCUGCUUGAACGUUGCUGUUCAUCUGAAAUGCCUUUCCUACAUUCUACUUGACAGUUUUGUAAAUGAUCUGAUUGUAAGUGAGCUUAAAACUUUAAAAAGCACAAACACAUGUUAAUCCUUCUCAGAUGGGCUCGUGUUGUUUACAUGUCAGUGUGUCCACGCUGAUCACACGUGUGUGUUGCACUUUUGAAAGAAGCGGUGUUUUAUUUUACUGUAAAAAAGCUCUUUAUUAUUUUUUUCUUUCUGUUAGCAUCACUCUGGCUUCAGCAAUAUUAAAAAUGGCUGCUCUUUGUAUGCAGAAACUGUCUCAGAAA